Trypanosoma conorhini is the source of this 1651-nucleotide messenger RNA. RefSeq lists its product as uncharacterized. The transcript has a single exon. The record is from RefSeq and is a predicted model, not a curated record. The annotation marks the transcript as partial. Gene Ontology annotation, cellular component: preribosome, large subunit precursor; nucleus; preribosome, small subunit precursor. NCBI's taxonomy places the organism in Eukaryota, Euglenozoa, Kinetoplastea, Trypanosomatida, Trypanosomatidae. Gene Ontology annotation, biological process: rRNA processing.
AUGAAGGUCAAGAAGAAGGACCUCCGCAAGGGGGAGGCGCAGCUGCCGAUCAACUACCCGCCCCCGGAGGUGGCGGACGGGGUCGUCAUCGACCGCACCACCGACUUCGACGCGGAGAAGACGCGGGUGGAGGCGCUUUGCAAGCGGCUGGCGCACAGCGAGGUGGCCGUGCGGGACGCGGUGUUGGCUGAACUGCCGCGCUACCUUCGAGGCGUCACGCGGCGCCUCGUGGGACUAGAGGCGGGCGCCGACGUAGCCGCGCUGCGUCGCUGCAUCGCCAUGCGGGGCGGCGCCGACGCGGGCGGAGAGGCGCAAGUGGUCGUCAAUGUGCUCCGCGAGCUGGAGGCGUACCGUGACCGCGCGGGCAGCGCAAAGCGCGAGCAGCGACGUCAGGCGGCCGUUCGGCGUGUGCAGCAGCAACAGCGGCUGCAGCCGACGGCGGGUGACGGGGACGUGGAGGAGAGUAAAAUUAACAGUAAUGAUAAUAACCACAGCGACACGGCGGCGGCGGAGGCGGGGCGCAAGAGUCUGCGGCAGAUAUACGCAGAGUGGAUCUCGGUCUGGUGCGAGAUGGAACUGCUGCUGCUGAAGCUCUCCCGUGGCGUGUUCUUCUGCCUCUGGCACUCCGACAAGCCGCUGGUGCAGCUGGAGUGCGCCCAGCGCAUCGCCCGCCUCAUUCACGCGCCGCACACUAACAGCGGGAAGAUUUUGCUCUUCAGCUGCCUGAUGCGGGUGCUCGUACGGGAGUGGCGCUCAAUGGACCGCUACCGCGCCGACAAGUUCCUCGCGCUGGUGCGCAAGAUGAUGUACGAGCUGGCCUGCCUGCUGAAGUCGCUGGAGGCGGAGACCCGAGCGCAGCUGCGCAGCGGCGGCGGCGGCGGCAGUGCGGAGCGAGAGGCGGUGACGACCAGCGGCAGGGCUGACCGCCCCGCCCGGGCACCAAGACGAGCCCCCGCCUCUGCCGGAAAGAAGCGAGGACGCGGCGGCGGCGACGAAGACGACGACGCGGAAGUGUUGGCGCACCCCCCGCUCUGCCGCGCCCUCGACGAGGCGUGCUACGUCUUCAGCGGGCAGGUCGUGCCGGAGCCCACCGCCGUGGGUCUCUCCAUGCACGUAUGCGACGUCCUCUUUGACGAGCUCUGCCGCGCGGCCCUCUCCCCCGCGCUCUUCGUCGCCCUCGGCGACCGCGUCGCGCUGCACGCGAUGAGUCAAGGCAACUACGUGGAGAAGCGGGUGCUGGACUACUUCCUCGCCCCCAUCGCCGGAGGGCUGCUGGCCAGCCGCCGGCGCGAGCAGCGUCAGCGGCGCGGCGAUGAGGACGACGACGAGGGCGCCGCGGCGGCCGACGCCGAGACGCGCGGCAUGCUGCUGCAGCUAGCGGACUGCUGCAGGGCGUACUCCGUGGCGCGGCGCACGGUGCGUCCGGUGCGUGCGAUGUUCACCGAGAGCGAGAUGGUGCUGCGGCAGGCCGCGGACCCCGCCGCGUACAAGGAGCUGACCCGCGGAGAGCUGCGCCGCCGCAUUGAGCACGAGGUCGCCGAGGUCGAGGAGACGCGGCACGCCGUCGCGGAGGAGCGGCGCCGGCUGCGCCUGCUGCGGCAGCAGGAGAAGAAGCAGCUGCUGCAGCGUCUCAAGAAGAGGCUGCGGCCCG